Aspergillus tubingensis is the source of this 807-nucleotide messenger RNA. RefSeq lists its product as uncharacterized. The coding region runs from base 1 to 807 and encodes 268 amino acids. The transcript has a single exon. The record is from RefSeq and is a predicted model, not a curated record. Gene Ontology annotation, molecular function: oxidoreductase activity. NCBI's taxonomy places the organism in Eukaryota, Fungi, Ascomycota, Eurotiomycetes, Eurotiales, Aspergillaceae.
AUGCUCGACUCCCAGCGUCGUUCCCAUUUUGGGGACAUCCACCAUCAUCUCCGAACCAGCGGCAUUCUGAAGAUACGCCUCCAGUUUCCCGAUGACGACAGCCAAUACCUGGAGCGCAUAAUACUUAACCUUUGCGCUCAUCACGGACAUGGGCCUCCUACACGCCACAGCGCUUCCCGAGGCUGGUUCUGGGAUGUUCGCCCCAGCUCUGCUGGCCUUGAAACACGAGUUCCUCUCGCACGAUCAGAAACCAUGCAAGAGUUCCAGUGGCACACUGACUGUAGCUACGAGAGCGCACCCCCGAAAUACUUUGCGCUUCAAGUUCUGCAGCCUGAUCGCUACGGUGGGGGUACCCUGUCCCUCAUGACGAUUGCCAAGCUCGCGCAUCACCUGUCCCCGGCCGUACAGAAAGCUCUAUUCGAACCGGAGUUCAAAAUCAAAAUUCCUCCUGAAUUUUUCAAACAGCCUGACCAACAGCACAUAAUGGGGAGCAUCCUUGGAUUGGACAAGAUGGAUAAUUCGCUGGUAGUGAGGUUCCGAGAAGACCUGAUAGAGCCCAUGAACCCCAGGGCUGCGGCAGCAUAUGAGGAGCUGAAGGAUGCGUUGAAUGAGCUGGCAAAAAGUCCUCAGUCCAUGUUACACCUGACAGGGACGGACUUACCCGAACAGUCAAUUGUCAUACUGGACAACCAUAAGUGGCUCCAUGGGCGGGAUGCCAUCAAGGAUCCUGCCAGGCAUUUGCGUCGAGUGCGAUGGAAUGCAAUGCCGUUCCCUUCCGUCGGUCAGGGUGACACGGCAGGCUCUUAG